Arabidopsis thaliana (thale cress) is the source of this 240-nucleotide messenger RNA. RefSeq names its product Gamma-thionin family protein. The record is from RefSeq and is marked reviewed. Bases 1 to 240 code for a protein of 79 amino acids. The transcript has 2 exons. Gene Ontology annotation, cellular component: extracellular region. NCBI's taxonomy places the organism in Eukaryota, Viridiplantae, Streptophyta, Magnoliopsida, Brassicales, Brassicaceae.
AUGGCAUCAUCAGGCAAAUGUGUCUUCCUUGUGUUCUUAUGCAUGGUUGCUCUUCUUGCCCCAAGUGAAGUACACGCGAAAUCUAUGGUCGAAGUUAACGCUGCUCACAAAUGGUACAUUGUCGAAGGUCUAUGCUCAAAAUUUCCGGACUGCAAUAAGCACUGCAAAGAACAAAAAUUUCCAGGUGGAACAUGUCUCAAACUUGGUGUUAAUAUGAUGUGUACUUGUAUUUAUUCAUAA